GACAUUUCCUUCUUUCAGUCUUCACAACUACAACUCAUUGCGAUAAUAUAAAAUAAACUUGAAUUUUUAAUUAAUUGAGAAUCAAGUUUAACUUAUCACUAUCUAUUACUAUAGUUUCCACGUGAACUAGAAUCAAUCCUAAUUCAAGAUAAAUUGAAAUCAAUUAGCAAAAUGUCUUACAACUUCGAAGAGUUAACUUACAGCGAAGCCAAAGACUUGCUUCGUCAAUGGAGGGAGAACAAUGAGAGAAGGAGUGAAGAUGUGAUGGAGUUAUGGACUACAGUGUUAAGUGAUGACUUGAGCAAACUUGGCAAUGAGAAACACCUGGUGUUGGAACAAGUUAUAUAUGCUGCCCUGGACUGCCACUCAUAUGGAGUGGCCACCAUGUGUAUCUACAUACUGUCCAAUGAGUUCCCAGGCAGCAUGCGUGUCAUGAGGCACAAGGCAGCACUACUGGAGGCUGAGGAAAAGUAUGAUGAAGCUUUGGAAGUAUUGGACAGUAUUAUAAAGGCUGAUGAGACCAACUCGGCGGCCAGGAAGCGGCGUGUCGCCAUACUGAAGGCUCAAGGACUCAUCUCUGAAGCCAUCAAGGAACUUGUUGACUACCUCAAGAAGUUCAUGUCAGACGUGGAGGCGUGGCAGGAGUUGUGCUCGCUGUACCUGCAGGUGCAGGAGUACUCGCGCGCCGCCUUCUGCGCCGAGGAGCUCAUCCUGCACCAGCCACACAACCACCUCAUGCACCAGCGCCUGGCCGACAUCAGGUACACUAUGGGUGGUGUGGAGAACAUGGAGUUAGCCAAGACUUACUACUGCCAGGCUUUGAAGCUCAACCCAGAGAACAUGAGGGCCUUGCUUGGCCUGUUCUUGGUAACAAACAACCUACUGAACCACUACAAGUCAGCGGGCAACAGUUCCAAGCGCAAGGAGGUGUGGAAGCUGUGUCAGUGGGCGCAGUCGUCGGCCGCGCGCCGCCAGCGGGCCGCCCGCGCGCUGCCGCCUACUCCAGACCUCUCGCAGAUGAUGCUCGCACUCGCCAUCACUGACUAACCAUAUUCUAUAGCACUAAUAUAGAUAAAUUGUAACAAUAAUAUUAUAGAGGACCUGACUAUAUCGUCACUAGGGUACUUGUCUAUAGUCAUGUUUGUUUAUUAAUUAUUAUAAUUAUAAAGAUACAGCACUGAUUGUGUGUAAAAUUAUUAAGAAUAUAGUAAUCAUGCAUUUUAAAUUUAAUGUCAGCGACAGUGACUCAUCCAAAGUAGGGCUAGAACCCUAAAACCCCAUUAUAAAAAACAGAUGUCAUUCAAAUAAUAACAAUAAAAAUCUUACACUUAAUAUUACUUGAAAUAUU
Molecule: messenger RNA, 1348 nt
Organism: Spodoptera frugiperda (fall armyworm)
Lineage: Eukaryota; Metazoa; Arthropoda; Insecta; Lepidoptera; Noctuidae
Product: ER membrane protein complex subunit 2-A
Exons: 7
Coding region: 172-1047 (291 amino acids)
Biological process (GO): protein folding in endoplasmic reticulum
Cellular component (GO): EMC complex
Molecular function (GO): protein binding
Source: RefSeq, a predicted model, not a curated record